ACAGAUACUUGAAUGUAUGAUGCAGAUCUCAACAGUAUCAUCGGGAGCAUUUCAGGAGCUCAUAACAACAGUAGAAUAAGUCGAAAGGACCUGUGUAAUGGCGAAAAUUUGCCGAUAAUGUAUAUAUUUUUAAUCGGAUUCCUGCUACAAUUUGGAAUAACCGAGAGGUGUUAAGCUUGUUAUUCAUAAAGGAUACCAAUGCCAAGAAUCAGAGCCAGAAAGAUUGCAACCACGGUUGUCGUUCUUGUCAUGUGUUUCCUCAUGAUUUCCAAUAUAAAGGAUGCUAUUUCUGUACAGUCAAACAUGGAUCACGGAGAAAGUAGUUCCAAUUAUCAAAUUUAUGAACUUCAACCACAGCAAGGGGAACAAAAGAAGCAGAAACAUCAACAACAACAAAAACAACAACACCAAAAGCAGCAAGGAUUGAAUGUCAAUACCUUACUAGCUGAUGAUUCGGAAUCGGCAAAGGACGACAUAUUAAAAACAUGUAAAAUUACGCAUAAUUGUUCCGAAUGGUUUGCAAACUCACUGGAAGACAACUUACGAACAAUAUCCAUGUACCCGCGGAGUAAUCUAUCGGAUUUUUCUGAACUUGAAGCCCCGCAGAAAAAUGAUACGUCAUUUCCUGUCAUAGUUACGUCAGCCAGCAGAGGUUUCUUCGGGAGCAUGCAAGGACUGCUGAGAAGCGUGUACGACUUUGUUGUUCCAAAGUAUCAAGAUGUUCAAGUGGUUGUUUAUGACAUGGGAUUAACUACUGAUCAAGUGGCACAGGUAAAUAAAUACUGCGACAUUUGUACAGUACGACUAUUCAACUUCAGUCGUUAUCCGCCCCAUGUCUCACACCUGAAGAAGUAUGCUUGGAAGCCAAUCAUGAUUCAGGAGGCAUUGAAAGAGUUUAGUUGGGUUUGGUGGAUGGACAGCUCAGCAAGAAUUAAAACAACUGACAUUGACCCGGCUCUUCAAUACAGCAUUGACAACUCCAUACUAUUCUUCACUUAUGGUCAAAUCCUCAACGUUGCUAGGCAUACAGAUGUACGGACCAUGCUUUAUUUGAAUGAGGAUACGUGCAAAUAUCGUUAUUUCGGCGAAAUCGAGGCGGGUUUCGUUCUCUUCCAUUUUGAUGGCGUCACCAAAACGAUUGUUGACUCUUGGUGCGCAUGCGCACUCACUGAACAGUGCAUUUCACCACCAGGUGCUAAACUAUCGUGUAAUUCCCAUGAACACAAGGACGGGGAGUGUCAUCGAUUUGACCAAUCGGUUUUAAGCAUUAUCUUAAGAAGGUUAUUUCAUCAUUGUAAUGAUUAUCCACUCGUACGAGAGCCUUUAAGAAUACAUGACAUUCGACGUGGAAAGAGUAUAAGGUUUUUUCCUGACUAAACAUCAUACAUUUUUUUGGCGUUCUUUUGUACUAAAAACGAGUAUCAAAACACCAUAUAAACGAAAUAAUUGGAGGGAAAGACAUUGAUUGGAAUUCAAUAUACUAUAAUAUGAAGUAUCCGGGAGAUAGUUUAAAACAAGAGGCAUAAGGCGUAUUUUGAAAUAAUUGGCAUAACAAUAUAUUAGAAAUAAGGGGCAUUAGGAAUACAUUUGAAAUAAGGGGCAUUAAAAAUACAUUUGAAAUACAGGGCAUUACAAAUACAUUUAAAAUAAGGGGCAUUAGGGAUACAUUAUAAAUAUGGGGCCUUAGAAAUACAUUUGAAAUAAUGGGAAUUAGGAAUACCUUUAAAAUUAUGGGCAUUAGGAAUAUAUAUUUAAAAUAUUGGGCUUUAUUAAUGUAUUUGAAAUAAGGGCGAACAAAAUAUAAUAAUAAUGAAUGCAAUGAAUAAAGAGAAAUCCGCAUUGAUUUCCAUGCUCGUUUAUUUUAGAAAUGUUCUAGAAAUUUUAUUAUCCAUUAAUAUUCUUCGGUCUAACUUCUGGUUCUUAUUUGCUGAAACUUUAACGAUAUAUGUUGUAGAAAUACGGGUUCAUUAACCCUUUAUUGAAGUGGAGCGGGGGUGGGCUGUGCCCCCUCCUAACCCCCUUGUAUUGUAUUUUGAGAAUUUUCAGUUAAUUGUUGUGUGAACUUUCUGGGCAGUUGGUAUUUUAA
Molecule: messenger RNA, 2086 nt
Organism: Mya arenaria
Lineage: Eukaryota; Metazoa; Mollusca; Bivalvia; Myida; Myidae
Exons: 7
Coding region: 199-1377 (392 amino acids)
Source: RefSeq, a predicted model, not a curated record